AUGAACGAGAUGAGCGAGAGAAAACCCAUAAUGUUCAAGAGAAAUUCUGGAGAAUCUGAGCUCGAAGGAUCAAACAUCAAGAAGAUAAGACUCGACGAUGAUGACGAUUUAGCAGAUUCUGAGGUUUUACGCUCACUGGAGAGAACGUUUUCUUCUUCUCUAGCUUACUCUGCUUCAGAUUCUGGAGGUUUCUCCGCCGAAGACGAUCAUCGGAGCUCAAGCGUCAGCACCGGCUGUUCAAGCAGCGAAACUAACGAAAUCGCUUCAGAUACUCGUCUGCCAUUUUUAGAUCUGGAGGCUCAACAAAUCUCCGAAGCCGAAAUCUCGACGUUAGGGACCAACAAUUUCAGAGAAGAAGGAAGCCAAGUAAUAAGCGAGAUUCUUGGAGAAACAGCUGAAAUGGACUCGGCGACGACGGAGAGAAGAGAUGAUCAGCGAAAAGAAAGGAAGAAGACGGAAAAAUCUCCGACGCAGGCUGAGCUUGACGACUUCUUCUCGGCGGCGGAGAGAUUUGAACAAAAACGAUUCACAGAGAAGUACAACUACGAUAUCGUUAAUGAUACGCCGCUUGAAGGUCGGUACCAGUGGGUUAGUCUCAAACCUUAAAAGGCAAAGAGAAGAAGAAGAGGAAACAGAAGAGACAAUGCUAAAGUUACACGUCGUAGUACUGUGACUUGUCACAGACAUGGAAUCGUAGGAGUUUUAUUUCAUUGUACAGUCCUCUAAUUUUAGUUUCAUAAUUUAACGAUCUUAUGUUCUUCGUACCCAGAGAGAAAAGACGCAGCUUUUUUGUUUU
Messenger RNA from Eutrema salsugineum, 796 nucleotides. RefSeq names its product cyclin-dependent kinase inhibitor 7. Lineage: Eukaryota; Viridiplantae; Streptophyta; Magnoliopsida; Brassicales; Brassicaceae. The record is from RefSeq and is a predicted model, not a curated record. Gene Ontology annotation, molecular function: cyclin-dependent protein serine/threonine kinase inhibitor activity. Gene Ontology annotation, biological process: negative regulation of cyclin-dependent protein serine/threonine kinase activity. The transcript has 4 exons. The coding region runs from base 1 to 606 and encodes 201 amino acids. Gene Ontology annotation, cellular component: nucleus.